AUGAGGCUGAUUCGUUGUCUUGGUUUCUCUGAUCCUAAAAGUAGUUUUCGCAAAGCAAGAUUAAAAGCAAAACCAAUGGUGAAGGAUACCACUUUUUAUGACAUUUUGGGGGUUAAUGUCCAGGCGUCAUCGGCAGAAAUCAAGAAGGCUUACUAUCUCAAGGCAAAAGUAGUUCAUCCAGAUAAAAACCAUGGGGAUCCAAAAGCUGCUGAAAAUUUUCAGAAACUUGGUGAAGCAUACCAGAUCUUAAGUGAUCCUCAGAAGCGUGAAGAAUAUGACAAGUAUGGAAAGGAAGGAAUAACAGAGGAAUCCAUGUUGGAUCCUGCAGCUGUAUUUGGAAUGCUAUUUGGGAGUGAAUUAUUUGAAGAUUAUGUUGGUCAACUUGCACUGGCUACAUUAGCGUCUUUUGAAAAUGAAGAAGACGUACAAGAUAUGGAAAUGCAACAGCAGAGAAAGCGAGAGAAGAUGAAGGUGCUGCAGAAAGAGAGAGAUGAAAAGCUCAUAACAAUUCUCAAAAUUCGCCUUGAAACAUUUGUUGAAGGCCGGGAGAAUGAGUUUAUAAAUUGGGCCAAGUCAGAAGCACGCCGCCUCUCUACAGCUGCUUUUGGUGAGGCUAUGCUGCACACCAUUGGUUAUAUUUACACGAGGAAAGCUGCUAAGGAGCUUGGAAAGGACAGACGGUAUAUGAAGGUACCGUUUUUAGCAGAAUGGGUACGAGAUAAAGGACACCUGAUAAAAUCACAAGUAAUGACAGCUCAAGCUGCUGUUGCUCUACUUCAAAUAGAGGAGGAUUUGAAGAAGUUGAACGCAGUAGAAAACCAAGAAGAGAGCAUGCAGAAAAUCCUUGAAGAUAAGAAGGAUACUAUGCUUCAAUCACUUUGGCAGAUCAAUGUGAUUGAUAUUGAGAGCACAUUAUCACGUGUGUGCAAUGCAGUACUUAAAGACCCUAGUGUGCCUCGUGAUGUUCUGAAGUCCCGGGCUAAAGGAUUGAAAAAACUUGGAACAGUCUUCCAAGGUGCCAAAGCUGCUUACAGCCGGGAAAACAGCUUGCGCCAUGAAGAUAACAAGGCAGUAAAUGUCGGUUCAUCGAAAAAUUCAUCAUUAACACACCUUCAAAUUGCAGGUCGACAGUCCAAGUUGGCUGAUAAGGUGGAGGUCAGUGCCACUUAUGAGGAAAAAUCAAGCAAGCCAUCGGACAACAAUGAAGUGACAACUAUCCAUGAAAGGCUUCUAAAAGUUAACACCAAAGACUAUGGAAACUAUAAUCCAGCACCGGCUCUUAAUGUUGUGGUGAACAUACCAUGCGGGUUUGAUGAGUACUGUGAAUAUGACAUGACCUCCCUACUGGUGAAAAGAAUCGAAUGCGUACUGCGCACUCCGCGUACUGCAGAAGGCAUCGCUGGUAAGGGAGGAAGACUUGGACCUGGGUUUUGUCCGUUGAGAGUGAUGGUAGUGAAAUUUGAGUUGCUUUUGAACGGUAGAGAGUGUGAGUGA
Messenger RNA from Dovyalis caffra, 1494 nucleotides. The record is from the annotation of a GenBank genome assembly. Lineage: Eukaryota; Viridiplantae; Streptophyta; Magnoliopsida; Malpighiales; Salicaceae.